Portunus trituberculatus (swimming crab) is the source of this 5884-nucleotide messenger RNA. Its product is annotated as vascular endothelial growth factor receptor kdr-like. Gene Ontology annotation, molecular function: ATP binding; transmembrane receptor protein tyrosine kinase activity. Gene Ontology annotation, biological process: cell surface receptor protein tyrosine kinase signaling pathway; protein phosphorylation; positive regulation of kinase activity. Gene Ontology annotation, cellular component: signaling receptor complex. The transcript is spliced from 27 exons. NCBI's taxonomy places the organism in Eukaryota, Metazoa, Arthropoda, Malacostraca, Decapoda, Portunidae. The record is from RefSeq and is a predicted model, not a curated record. Bases 163 to 4383 code for a protein of 1406 amino acids.
AGUGAGUAAAUGGUGAGCGUUGUGGCAGGGCGUGCGUGUGUCAGGGCGUGGAAGAUACAGCAAGGCGUGGAUUUGUGUCCUCUAUAUAUAGUGGUCCCCUUGUAAAGAAAACGAGAAUUGGGUGUUCCUUCAUCCUGAUGCUGCCUGGAGCCUAACACUGUCAUGUCGUUCAUCUUCCUACUCCUCCUGGCCUACUGUGUGGCGGCUGGGUUGGCAGUGCGCCCCCCGAGGCUGGACGUGGGGCAGGAGGAGGUGAUAAGGACGUCGGAACAAACACACUUCACACUGCGCUGCGAGGGAGACAAACCACUCAAUUGGACAUGGACCAGCUUGCUUCCCGCAGAGUAUGCCGAGAUAGUGUCAGAGGAACAAGAUGAAGCUGCCUACCCUCACGUGUCCACUCUGACAGUCACCGAAACUGAGAGAGGAGACACUGGCUUCUACCGCUGCCACUACGACGCCUACAACAGCCUCAAGGGGGACUUUGACAAUGUAGCAAGCACCUAUCUCUAUGUCUAUGACGGAGAGCAUGACUUUGUGGAGUCGAGAGCAUUGAGCCACAAACCCGUGAGCACCAAUCAAAAGCUGGUGCUGGACUGCCGCACCACACUGCCCACUACAACGCUGCAGCUGAUGAAAGGAGCUGUUCCAAUGGACUUGUCGGACACACACAGAGUCCGCUGGGAUCCAAAGAUUGGCUUCACUCUGCUGAGCCUCACCGUUCAUGACACUGCCAUUUAUGAGUGUCGGUCUGAGUCAACUGAUGAAAAGCAACAAUAUUACGUCUUAGUGUCUCCAGCCACCUCAUCGCUGGACGACCCAAUCAUUGAUGAAUUCCCUGACCCACACUACACUAUUGGACAUCCUUUCUCCCUCAACUGCACGGUAGCCAAGGGACAGCUCCAACCCAUGCUGAGCUGGUCAUAUCCUAACACUGCUGCUGGUUAUGAUGAGUCAACCGUUGAUGAGGAGAAGAAAGUCACCAGCACCCUGCAUGUCCCGUCAGCAUCAAGGCAGGACUCUGGGGUGUAUACCUGCACUGCCACCGACACCACCCACGCCACCACCACCGACUCCAUCACCAUCGCUAUAAAAGACAAACUGGAGCCUUAUGUUCGCAUUGCCAGCAUGGACAAGAUCAGGGUGGAGGAGGGCAAUGAAACACAGAUCAAGUGGAGGGCUGAGGUGUCUUCCUACCCACCUGACCCAAUCAUUGUUUAUCGCGACUGGCACGGCAAUGUUCUGACGGAGAGUGAGAGGAUCAAGAUAUACAGCACUCCAAACUCCGCCUACCACUGGUUUGUUAUUCAGAACUUUACCGCGAGUGACUUUGGCCAGUACACUGUCACCGCCACCACCACCAACAAGGCCGCCUCCAGUAACGCGUCUGUGGUCUUCGAGAUACGCAGUGCCCCCAAGGUAGAGUUACAGAAUGUCGAACGGUAUGUGUGGCCGCAGACAAGGCUCCAGGUUGUCUGCCAUGUGCAAGGCUUCCCUCUCCCUUCCAUCCAGUGGGAAUUUCAGCCUUGUGUUGACGGGCUGUCUUGCUCCCCUUACGAAGCCAUUAAGGUUCAUGAAGGCUCCCUCAGCUAUCCUCAGCCAGGCAAUGUGGUCAAGUCCCUCUCCUCCCUCACUGCCAAGUCCUCAGGGUUCCUGCGGUGUGUGGCCAACAACACCCUGGGCUCCCACAACACCACUGGCCCUGUCACUGUCUCAGAUAUCGGGGGCCUUCAUGUUUUCAACCACACUGGUCUCCCCUCCGACAAGCUCACUAUAAUAGAAAAUGACCACUUUGUGCUGAGGUGUGGUGUCAACAAACUCCACUUCAAUAAUGUGACGCUGAAGACUCCGCCAGCAUUCCCGGGUCACGUGAAGGAAAAAGACACCAAAUAUUCAUUCGUACGAGAGGUGCAGUUGCUAUGGGUGACGAGGGCGGUGGAGGGGAGGUACGUCUGUGUUGCCGUGGCGAACGAGGGGAAUGGCACCGUGCAGAUGAAAAAAGUGACUGUCAGCGUUAGAGAUGAGGUAAAGGUGGAUUUCAAAGCAGAUUCCAACAUGGCCAGCAAUGAAACGUUGGAAGUAAAAACUGGUGAUGACUUGUUCCUCAACUGUACUGUCUAUGGAACACCAACGCCCACUGUUACCUGGAUGAAGGACAACAUGCCACUGACAAACACGUCCGACUUUUUUGACAACGAGAGGACGGUGCUCUCGGAUGACGGGCAGAGGAUAGAGGUGAGGCUGCUGCGGCGGGAGGACCAUGAGGGCGUGUACACCUGCCAUGCAAAGAACAGAGUCAACUUUGUCACAGGAAAGCUUCAGCUUACUUUUAUUUCUGACCGAGGCCUCACCACAACAGCCAAGAUAGGACUGGCGGUGGCAUUCAUCGGCAUUGCUAUCCUCAUCAUCACCGUCGUCAUUCUCUUCAAGCGAGUCAAGACUGAACGCAAGUUUAGAAAAUCCUUCCGAGCAAAUGAACUGUAUCUGUUUGAGAAGGGCAACAUUGGCCAGCUCAACCCGGACUGUUCUGCCGACGAGCAAGCUGAACUCCUCCCUUAUGGCCAGGAGUGGGAGGUGUCCAGAGAGCAGAUAUCCCUAGGCAAGCAGUUGGGUUCUGGUGCCUUUGGACGAGUGGUGAAGGCCAAGGUGACAGAUCUGGACGGCCCUGGCACCACCACCGUCGCCAUCAAGAUGUGCAAGAGCCAGGCGGAGCAGUCUCAGGUCCGCGCCCUUGCCCUGGAGCUCAAGAUAAUGAUUCACCUGGGAAAGCAUCUCAAUAUUGUUAAUCUCAUGGGGGCCAACACUGUCCACAUUGGGAAAGGAGAGCUGUGGAUCCUGGUGGAGUACUGUCGCUUUGGCAACCUCCUCGUGUUCAUGCAUCGCCAUCGCAGGAGCUUUGUUAACCAGAUUGACCCGACCACUGGCCACAUCGACACCACCAAGAUGACCCAAGACGCCGGCAGCCUCGUCUCACCGCUCUCUCCCGCUGGCAGCUGGCGCCAUGACACCUCCAGGGGCAGCACCAGUCACGAUAAUUUCUCAAUACCACACGGAACACCACAAGCACACAACCCCAUGUACAACACAAGCACCGGAGCGCAUUUCCUGUUUCCAAGCAAUGCGAACCCUACAGAAGCUGCCAGCUCGGAUGUUUCAGGAUCCUGCUGUGGGGAUCCGAAGAGCCCGGCCACCACCAUCAGUACUGCAAGUGACGGACGCACUCAGAACCUUUACUUCACGUCCACCUCUGGCUCCAGUGUCUCGCAGGCCCCACAUUCAGAGGAGGGGAUGCUGGACUCCCACGGCAAGGCAAUGGCACAUGAGGUGGGGAGUGUGCCGGGGGUCAACACUCCCUUCACCACCAGUCAUCUCGUGAGCUGGGCCUGGCAGGUGGCUCACGGCAUGGACUACCUCGCCAGCAGGAAGGUGCUACACGGUGACCUGGCUGCCCGUAACCUCCUCCUGGCUGAUGAUAAUGUGGUGAAGAUUAGCGACUUUGGUCUGUCCCGGGAUAUGUACAAGAAAGAUGUUUAUAUGAAGAAGUCGGAUGAUCUCAUGCCAAUUAAGUGGAUCUCAGUGGAGGCAAUAAGGGAUCGGAUCUUCAGUGUGCAGAGCGACGUGUGGGCGUUCGGCGUGACUCUCUGGGAACUGUUCUCUCUGGGCACCACUCCCUACCCUGGGAUAGAGGUCAACAAGGACUUCCUGCAGCUCCUGGAGGAUGGCUACAGGAUGGCUUGCCCUAAAUACGCUAACCAGGAUAUCUAUGACCUUCUGCUGGAGUGCUGGGACGCUGAACCCAUGGACAGACCCUCCUUUAUGGAAGCCCUCCAUCGCCUUGGCUCCCUCAUGCAGCCUGACGUCAGAGAGGAGUACCUCAACAUGAACGACCUGUACAUGAAGAUGAACGAGGAGCGGUUUAAGGAGCAGCCGGAUUACCUCAACAUGCUGACACCUCCUGACUACGAGAACAUGACCAAUAAGAUGCCGGAUGAUGACACCAAACCUCACUACGUCAACAUGGAGGUGGCAGGAGGUGGCAGAAAUGGCACAAGCACCAGCAGCCAGCACCAAGCCACCAUACAGUCCCCUGAGGUGGUUAGUUACUGCAACCUGAAUCUGCCUGAUAGCCUCGCCGUGCCACCUGCUCAGACCACCCCACACUACCUCCCCAUGGAUGCCACUAGACACUCCCCAAGCCCAAGACACUCCCCAAGCCCUGAGGAUGAUGUCUUCACCCCCGGCCCAGAUGAACGCACCAGGUUCACGUUUGCAAAGGACGGAGAUAAAUCGUCGCCAAAUAAAGAAGACAAAUUACCGUUUCUGCAAAACAACGAGGCAAGAGGGAAAAACUCGGUCUCAGAAAACGACAGUCUCAUCACGUAGCCCAUGGUGAAGCGAUGGUGAUGCUGGUGAUGAUAAUGCUAUGUUCCUCUCACCUCAUCGUCACCACACACUCAGUAUUGGAAUGUGGUGUAUGAAUAUUGUUUGUGAAAAUACGGGUGGUUGUAUUUUCAAAGUCCUUCAUCACUGUCAUCAUUCAUCACCGUACCUUUGUCAAUUUAUAGGAAAAGUUUGGUGAUUUUGUACAAAUAGACACUUAGUACUCUCUUGUCACUCAUCACUCAGUCACUCAGUCAUCACAGUCACCAUCCAUCACUCAUCACAUUUAUCACUCACCAUUUUCACCACUCAUCACAAUACACCAAAUGAUUAUAGUUUAGUAAGUCCUCAUCUCUAACCAAACCUUUAACACUUUCAGUACCACGACACAUUUCCAUAUUCAUGCUAGUGACUAUUUGGUGAUUUUAUACAACUUCAGAAAUUUAUGUGAGGGAUUAAAAUAGCGAAGACUGUGGCCAUUAAUCUUCUGACCUCCAUAGACCAUUCCUAAUAUCAAUAAAAUGGUCUAAUGAUACACAAACUCACAUUCUCAUAUGCAUUCUGGUGACUAUUUGGCCAUUUUAUACAGCCUCAGAUACUUAUGUGGGGGAUUAAAAUAGUGAAGACCUUGGCCAUUAAUCUUUCAACCUUCAUAGACCCUUCCUGAUAUCAAUAAAAUGGUUUCGUACAUAAAUCUCAAAGUUAAAAGCGUUUUGCAUUACUGAAUGGGGUUAAAACAGCUUGAGAAACUUAAACGGGGGAUUGAAUUAGUGAAGACUGUGGCCAUUAAUCUUCCGACCUCCAUAGACCCUUCCUAAUGUCAAUAAAAUGGUCUUGUACACAAAUCUCAAAGUAAAAAUGUGUCCCAGUACUGAAGGGGUAAAUUCCAGACACCAGUGAGAGGCAGGGGUGAGGUGGUGUGUGCUGUGGGGCCUUGGUGUGAAUGUGUAUGGCCUGCUGUGGUGCUCCUAAUCUCUUAUCAACUCCUGGCAAGGUUAAAAGUGUGAAUGAUUGGAUUACCUGCCUCUGUGCCUCCUACUGUCCUGCCUCUGUUUUUUUUUUUUUUUUUAUCUAAGUUAGCCUUGAAAUUAAUAGUGUUUUGUUUGUGACAAUUUUAUGUGUCAACUAUUCUCUGUGGAAAACUAUUUAAUGUCUAGGCUGUGUUUCUUUCUUUUUUCUUUUUUUUUUUUUUUUUAUCUUUUUUUCAUGUUUUCUGUUGUUGCUUGUAUCUAACGUCAUUAUUUUGUUGCUGUCUGUCUUCUCCUGUUCUGUUAUUUGUUUAUAUUGUUAAAUUUAUUCUCUCUCUCUCUCUCUCUCUCUCUCUCUCUGUUCCAGCAUGAAGGUUUAGUUUUUCCAGUCUCUGCAUAUAGUUAGAAUAUGCAAGCUGCAUAUUCUAACUGGGGUCUUAUUAAAGUGCAUAGUAUCUUCUUCAUCAUUCCUUCAUCUAGGUAGUGGAAUGCAAGACCAAUAUUUUGAAGCAUGUUAUAUGUUUUCCAAAAUAUCU